AUGGCGAAGAUGUCGUAUCUUCCAAAGGAAUUGGUAGAGGAGAUACUAUCUAGGGUUCCGGUGAAAUCGAUGAGAACAGUCCGUUUAACUUGCAAAACGUGGAACACUUUAUCGAAGCACCUGGGUAAAGCAACCCCGUCAAGGGAAGGGGAGUUGAUGGGGAUCUGGUUAGCAAAUUAUAGGGUUUAUUUGAUGAGUUUCAGUCACAACAACUCUGAGUCAUCUAUAAAGCCUAUAGGUGAACUUAUAAGCCUAACCGAUUCAGAUGAUGUGGAUGUAGCUUUUGUAUGUUGCUGCGAGGGUUUAUUGUUAUGCACCACAAAAGACUUGUCUAGGAUUGUGGUGUGGAAUAUGUAUACCGGCCAAACUCGGUGGAUAUGCGUCGAACCAAAUUUUGUUAACGGCAGAAAGCUCUCGUAUGUUUAUGCUCUGGGAUACGACAAAAGCAAAUCCUGCAAUGCCCAUAAAAUCUUGAGAUUUGCUUAUAAUCAUUAUCCGGAGAGAUGUCAUGUGACCGAGAUCUACGAGUUCAAGUCUAACUCAUGGAGGGUUCUUGAUGUCACUUGUGACUCGAUUGUCGAGUAUUAUGACUGUGGUGUAUCUUUGAAGGGAAAUAUGUUCUGGCAAGCUGCAAGUAAGGAUUUUGGAGAAGACGUACCUAAUGUCUUACUCUGCUUUGAUUUUACUGAAGAGAGAUUUGGACCUCAUCUUCCUCUACCGUUUGAGUCUUAUUAUCAUGAUAUUGUGACUCUGUCUUCAUUUGGAGAAGAGCAGCUUGCGGUGUUAUUCCAGCCUUCGAAUAGCUAUGGGAUGGAGAUUUGGGUUACUACUAAGAUAGAGCCCAGUGCCGUGUCGUGGAGCAAGUUCUUAGCCGUUGUUGAUAUGAGACCACUAUAUGAUGGUACUUUCCUUAUCGACGAGCUGAAGAGCCGCGUCGUGGUUUUUGAUCGAUAUCUAGAUGCAACGAACGCGCCUAGACGCUACAAAGCUUACAUCAUUGGAGAAAAGGGAUACUUCAGAGAAGUGGAUCUCGGGAAAAUUGCUGAACCAUAUAGUAAUUUGCCUACGUGCUCUUAUGUUCCAAGUGCAGUGUGUUCUUUUGACUCUUGGAUCUGA
Molecule: messenger RNA, 1116 nt
Organism: Camelina sativa (false flax)
Lineage: Eukaryota; Viridiplantae; Streptophyta; Magnoliopsida; Brassicales; Brassicaceae
Source: RefSeq, a predicted model, not a curated record